This is a messenger RNA of Ictalurus furcatus (blue catfish), 2951 nucleotides long. RefSeq names its product modulator of VRAC current 1 (gene mlc1). The transcript is spliced from 11 exons. Gene Ontology annotation, biological process: regulation of response to osmotic stress. NCBI's taxonomy places the organism in Eukaryota, Metazoa, Chordata, Actinopteri, Siluriformes, Ictaluridae. Gene Ontology annotation, cellular component: endoplasmic reticulum; cytoplasmic vesicle; plasma membrane. The record is from RefSeq and is a predicted model, not a curated record. Bases 535 to 1854 code for a protein of 439 amino acids.
AAUAUGAAUCCACAUUGUGGUAACCUGUGUGUUGCUACGUGUGCUUCCAUGCAUAUGUGAAAGCCUUUGUACUUUCAUAGAACAGUGAGUGUUGGGUAGCAGGGGGUAUUCAUUUGUUUGAGUGUUCUCCCGGAGUUGUGUAGGACAGUCUGAAGUUUUGGGUUGUACAGCCCCUGCUUUGAGCCCCAUCCCUCUGUUUUCCCCUCUUCUAUCUCUCCUCUCUUCAUUGGCAUUCAUAGCCUGUCCCUCUCUGGCACACAGACAGCUUGGCACAGCCACACACUCGAGUUUUUUGUUCUUCUAUUUUAACUGCUCCAAAAGUUUCAGAGGGAUAGUGAGAGAGGAGAGGGGGGCAAGGAGUGGGGACUGGGGAGAGAAGGAUUUUGUUAAGACUACCACCAGACCGACGCACUUGAAUACCAUGUGUGCGCCUGAACGACAGUUGGUGGGCUGAUAUAAACUGGAACAGCACGAAGCUGAACAGAAACAGAAUCCUUUCCCAAGGUUUGGAUUUGAAGGCCACAGUAGUGAAGCAUGAUGCAGAGGGAGGACGAGUCUGCACGGGAGGAGUUUAGCUACACUCAUAUCCCCACCCUGGAGCGAGCAAGUGGGGGUGGCACGCUGAGUCGACGGCUGGACCGAGAGAGGGACAGAGUGGAAAGGGACAGCUACAUAGUGGACGUGAGAGCCAGUGAUUUGGAGCUGGACCAGGCUGAGCCGUUACACCCCUGUUUCAGCUACAGAGCCUGGCUCUACAGCAUCCUCAUAGGGGUGAGAGCUCAUGGCCUUGACAGCAUCGCUAAUCACACUACCAUUUCUGUUUACCCUAAGGGGCUAAUAGCGUCUCUUAAUUUGUGUCUGUGUGUGCCUCUAUGUGGGUAUGGAUAUGAUUCUCAGUGUAGUCUCCUGAUCACAGCGGGUUUCUCUCUCUACCUGGGUAAUGUGUUUCCUGAUGCGAUGGACUACUUGCGCUGUGCAGCUGGAGCGAGUAUCCCAGCUGCAGUUGUGAGCUUUGCCAUCGCCACAAACUGGCGAGUUGCAGUGUCUGAUUUUCAACUGGUGUAUGUGUCCACAUUUGCUGUGACAACCACAUGCCUGGUAUGGUUCGGCUGCAAGCUGGUUCUUAGCCCAUCCGCCAUCAAUAUCAACUUUAACCUGAUCCUUCUUACUCUGCUGGAAGCCCUCAUGGCCAGCACUGUCAUCCUGUCAGCUCGCUCUGUAGAGGACUGCUGCAGUCACAGCAAGCAAUUAUAUGAUGGUCCUGUUGCUGUGAUUCCACCUAAAUUCCCUUCACGUCUUCUCAAGGCUUAUUCUGUGAUUGAGGUGAUAAUUGGGAUCUCUGCAGUAUUCGGUGGUAUUAUUGCUCUCAACAUUGAUGCUCUGCUCCCGGGUCCCUACGUCUCUGUCACGUUCUUCUGGAUUCUAGUGGCUUGUUUCCCGAGUGCCAUAGCCAGUCAUGUGGUGUCAGAAUACCCCAGCAAGUGCCUGGUGGAGACAUUGAUUGCCAUCAGCAGUGUCACGUCACCACUGCUGUUCUCUUCCUCUGGCUUUUUGUCUAACAGUGUGUUGAGUUUUAUUGAGAUCUUCCAGCAUGAGGUUCCCACAGCCAAGCAAUCAUACAACAUCCUCCUGUUGAUUCUGAUGGUGCUGCUGCUGGUUCAGGCAGGCCUGACACUGGCCACUGUGGUACACUGUGCCUCCUACAAGGGUCAACUGCGUAUAGGAUCACCAGAGUGGGAUGACAGUCCACAUCUGGAGCCACACCAGUGCGAGCAACAGGGAUCCAAUGGAACACUGCGAGAGUUUGACAAAGAGAAGGCCUGGAAGGCGGUGGUAGUGCAAAUGGCCCAGUGAGCACAUGCACAGGGAGUAAAGAGAGCCAAUGGGAAUGAGAAAUAUAUGUGAGUGGACAAGGACACAUGAUGGUGAGAGGAAAGGAAGGAGAAGUGGAAGUCGACGGUGCACAAAUAUGGGAAACUAGAAGAGGACAUAACAAACGCAAUCAGAAGGAGGAGUACGUCAGUGGCGGUUCAUGAAUUUGUCAGUAUGUCCUUGUCAGGGGAGUUAAUGCCAUAUAUACCAGAGAUUCUCAGUGUUAAAAAUACAAAUAAAGCAUUUAAAUUCUGGCUAUGACCAUACUGUAUAUCUAGUCUUAACAGUAACGGAAAAUGAGUCAUCAUCCUGACUGUUCAGAAUUCUCCAGAAAAGGAAAAUCAGCAGACUUUGUUGGCGCUUUCACACCUUCUGCAAAGAAAUAAAACUCAUGACUCAUGCUUUGUUCAUAUGUACAGUAAGCCUGGGUUCAUAUUAAAAUGUGAGUAAACUUAUUCCUGUCAAGGAAUCCACUUAGACUGUAGAUUUCAGCCAUCGCUAUACUGCAUGCAUACAUUCAGGAACCUAAUGACUACAUUUAUAUAAUACAUUUACGAAUGUGAGCCACGUCUAUGCAAGUCUAGCAUUUUCUAGCAGGAUUUUCCACUAUACGAUACCCUUAAUGCACCAAGUUUACACAUUAUUUUGUAGCCAGCAUUUCUUUUUUUAACAAAAUAAAAACUGUAUGUCUGUGCUUGUGUCAAAUUUGCUCAUUCAGAUAUGGAACAGUUUACAGUUAAACAUUUUAUUUACUUAACAUACACUUCAUAACAUAAUUCAUAACACUAACAGCAUAUUUAACGAUUUACUGUAUUUUAUGACCUGUAGGUAGGGACAGAGUAAUGGUGCCUUCUCUAUGACAGACAAUCUACACCAACAGACAAGAAAAAAACAUUAUUGGGCAAUUUCACCUACCUAAUUGGGUUAUUUUUAAUCACAUUAGACAGGGAAAAUGGCUUUGGGCCACUUAGAUAUAAUUUAGUUUCAGUUUGGAUUAAUUUAUAAAGAAUGGCCUGGGUUUAACACAUGGUUGGGCUGGAAAAAGUGACAAUCCAAGUAUCUGGUAGUGUCUAUGUAUU